Molecule: messenger RNA, 559 nt
Organism: Salpingoeca rosetta
Lineage: Eukaryota; Choanoflagellata; Craspedida; Salpingoecidae
Exons: 2
Coding region: 1-288 (95 amino acids)
Source: RefSeq, a predicted model, not a curated record
AUGUUGACGAUUCUUGUGCCUUCCCUCACGCUCCAUCUGCCUCUCCCCAUCACACCAGACACGCUCGUGUCGUGGUUGCCGCUGUACUAUCUGCUGAAGCUGCUGGUUCUUGCUGCGUGCAUGUACCCGGACCGCAAGCGCAACCUCAGCCACAUCCUCUACUACAGCCUCAUCCGCCCAUACCUCCUCAAGAAGCAAUCGAUUGUGGACAGCGGAAUGCGCGCAUCUGCAAACGCCUUCCGCAACGCUGCAAAGGUUGUGGAUGACGCUGCCGCCAAGCGCGACUGAGUCAACAGCCACGAACAGAUGCAAGAAACGAAGACCGUGUGCGCUGUCCCGUGACAACCACGGGUAACGUGUCUGUUCUUCCUUCCUUCAUUCCCAUCUUCCUUCCUUCCUUCCUUUGUUCUGAUGCGAUGUGAUGCGGAAGUGGCCUACCUGUCGUUCAUGUGCUGUGGGUGCUUGCCAUGCUGACUCUUGUGUUUGUGCGAGUGCGUCGUCGUUCCUGCCCUGUUCCACACACACCUCUGCAUACACAGCCCGCACAAAGCGAAGAGCG